Triplophysa rosa is the source of this 1257-nucleotide messenger RNA. RefSeq names its product aminocarboxymuconate semialdehyde decarboxylase (gene acmsd). Gene Ontology annotation, molecular function: hydrolase activity; carboxy-lyase activity. Bases 250 to 1257 code for a protein of 335 amino acids. NCBI's taxonomy places the organism in Eukaryota, Metazoa, Chordata, Actinopteri, Cypriniformes, Nemacheilidae. The record is from RefSeq and is a predicted model, not a curated record. Gene Ontology annotation, cellular component: cytosol; cytoplasm. Gene Ontology annotation, biological process: secondary metabolic process. The transcript is spliced from 10 exons.
CAUUUAAAUAAUCCAUAAACUGUAUAUAAAAAUGAAGCCACAUUUAUUUAAACCAGUCAUCAAAAGCUAAUGUUUCUUGACGUUUCUCUUCUCAUGGAUUUUCAUUGGACUAUUUAAACUGAUUUAGGGGUGGGAAUGUUUGCUUUCUGAAGAGCACUUUACACACCGAACCAAAGGAGUUGCGACCAUUCACUCCGCAAGUCUGUCAAACAUCCUUCCAUUACGAUUUAAGAUCUUUUUUUCAGCAGAAUGAAGAUUGAUAUUCAUAAUCAUAUUUUACCAAAAGAAUGGCCAGACCUAAAAGAGAGAUAUGGAUAUGAUGGGUUUGUUCAACUCAACCAUCACUGCCAGGGAGAAGCCAAAAUGAUGAUGGAUGGAAAAAUGUUCCGUGUGAUUCAGGAGAACUGUUGGGAUGCUGAUGCUCGAAUACGGGAUAUGGACAGGCAUGGAGUGACAGUCCAGGCCCUCUCUACUGUGCCUGUAAUGUUCAGCUAUUGGGCCAAACCCCAUGACACAUUAGACCUCUGUGGGAUUCUGAACGAUGAUCUGGCUGCAACAGUGAAGCGAUAUCCGAAGCGUUUUGUUGGGUUGGGUACUCUACCGAUGCAGGCCCCUGAUCUGGCAGUACAAGAGAUGAGGAGGUGUGUCAAUCAGCUGGGCUUUCCUGGAGUGCAAAUUGGCUCUCAUAUAAACACAUGGGACCUCAAUGCCCCAGAGCUGUUUCCUGUCUAUGCUGCAGCUGAGGAACUUAAUUGCUCAAUAUUUGUACAUCCAUGGGACAUGAAGACAGAUGGGAGAAUGGCUAAAUACUGGCUGCCUUGGUUAGUUGGUAUGCCAUCAGAAACCACAAUGGCAAUUUGUUCCAUGCUUUUUGGAGGCAUUUUUGAAAGAUUUCCUAAACUUAAGGUCUGCUUCGCUCAUGGAGGCGGGGCUUUUCCAUACACCGUUGGUCGAAUUGAGCAUGGCUUUAAAGUGCGGCCUGAUUUAUGUGCAGUCGAUAACAAGAACGGUCCACGCAAAUACUUGGGCUCUUUCUACACUGAUUCACUUGUGCAUGACCCACUGUCUCUGAAGUUACUAAUGGACGUCAUAGGAAAGGAUAAAGUGAUGUUAGGCACAGAUUACCCAUUCCCACUAGGCGAACUGGAGCCAGGCGCAUUGAUUGAAUCCAUGGAGUUUGAUAGUUGUCUAAAGGAUAAACUGCUUGCUGGGAAUGCAAUGGAAUUUUUAGGACUGUCAAGAAAACAGUUUCAGUGA